Messenger RNA from Punica granatum (pomegranate), 1296 nucleotides. The record is from RefSeq and is a predicted model, not a curated record. Lineage: Eukaryota; Viridiplantae; Streptophyta; Magnoliopsida; Myrtales; Lythraceae.
CAGCAGAGGAAAAUGUCCAUUUACGGAAAGGAGUUAAGUGCAGUACCAUCUCUUCCCAUUGACACCGAAAAGUCCAAAUUUUAUGGCCAAAGGCCCCGAGGCUUAACUUAAGUUAAACCCUAGAGAGAGAGAGAGAGAGAGAGAGAGAGAGAGAGAGAGGCGUUCCAUUGCUCAAAGAUGCCUCGUUUGCGAACCAUCACCGCCAUUGCCAUCGGCGAGAAGUUGCAGAGCAUCUCCUCAUUCUUGAACACCCAUUUCCAUGGCCGUCAGAUUGUUUCCUCACAGUGCCGUACGAUCUUCUCCACGCCGCGGCUCCAGGACUCGUGGAUGGACAAGAUCAAAGGCGCCUUCACCGGAAAUAAGUCGUCGCCGGAGGGCGCCAUGAUCUCUCAGGAACAAUUCACCCUCCUCCGGUUUGCGGAUGAGCUGAAGAACGCGAGGAGAGUGGGGGCUUUCAAGCAGUACAUGGUCGGUCGAAGCAGCGAAGCCACAUUCUCUGAUUCAUUCGAGAAGCAGGAAGCUAUUAUUCGGUGUCUUGGAGGAUUUGAUCCUACCGGAGAGAAUCUACAAACCAGUCAGAAACAGGAAGCUGCACAAAAAUGUAAUUGCACGAUAGCAGAUGUCGAGAAUGCACUUGCAAAGUUUACGUGGGCUAAACAGGCCCACAGAAAGCUAGAGAAGUUGAAGGAAGAAGGGAAGCCGAUGCCAACAAGCAUUGCCGAGAUGCAGAAAAUAAUGGGGUCGACACCACUAGAUCUUGCAAGGUCAAAUCUGGCGCAGAGUGGACAAAUCAGCAGGAAUGCGCUCUGUCCCUGUGGUUCCAAGAAAAGAUACAAACGGUGUUGUGGAAAAGAUUGAAGAUGUAUGAUGUCGAAGAUGUAAGUGUCGAAGGAACGGCUAGUAGUCGAAGAUGGACACUGUUCGGAGAUUGCUGAUCCCCCCGGAGUCAGUCAUGCUGCAUUGCUUGGAAUAAGGUUGCUCUUGGAGGGCUUUUCAAACUUUGCGGAUAGGACACGAGGCAAUGCAUCUAUCUCAGGUGUCAGUCGGGGUUGAAUUGCUCGUACUCGAAAUUAAUUUUAGUGAACCAACCUGACUGACCACAAGAGCAAUAUAUUGGUUCCCGACAUGUUUCGCUGUUUGUUAUGUUGUUUUUGCUGUCCGAAAUAGAUGUUAGAACGCGUUCCAAGGCGGAGUUGCUUUGAUCGUUUUAGGAGUAAAAUAAAAUAUUGGAGUUUCAAUGGAUCAGUAAUUUCAGUUACGACAUGGUGCUGCAAGUCAUACUUUUUUCUUGUUAAA